CAUGCUGUUUUCUUUACCUUUCCCCGGCCUUGUCGAGGGUGGGUGGUGUGAUGUCGGUUAUGGGGGCCGGUAAGUUUCCGCCCUGGGCUUUUGUUGUUCCUGGAGCACAUAAAGAAGAGUGGCUAGUAUGGGGGUUGAACCCGUGACCUUGGCGUUAUUAGCACCACGCUCUGACCAACUGAGCUUACCGGCCACUGGACACCAUUGCAAUAUUUUAUGUUUUUUUUAAUUUUAUGUACCCCGAAGCAGACUCAAUCGGUACGCUGGGGUCUGAGGGCGAUAAGUGGGUACCUGGUGGACACCUUGUUUGUGCUCUUGACAGGUAUUUCGGGACAGUUUAACAAUUGGCUUUUGAUGGUGGAACAAGCUAAAACAAGGAAAACAAAUUUUUUAGCGCGCCUGGGAGUGGGCUCCUUAUUGCAAAUAGUUCCCGCUGUAAUUUCCGCCGAGUGUCCCUGAUGAAUACAUCCACUGCUCCAGAAGCAGCCUCGGCUAAUUGUUGGCCAUUCGCCAUAGCGCACCCCGAGGUUACAGAGGUCAAAGGUAAGCCCAUAUUCAGCAGCACACUGGCGAAAGGUAAAUUUAUGUGCAUUACCGUUUCCACAGGUGCCCGAUUGGUACAACCCGGCAUUAAUAUCUCUUGGUGUAAUUCUACUUUACAGAUGGAUGCCUUCUUCCGGCCGAUACUCAGGGCUGACCUCUGGUGGUGGUGCGGUGGCACACGGUGCAAACGUCUCCUUUUUGCCCUCAAAAUACAAGGGCAACAGGACAAUCCCUUGGUUCCACCAAGACUUGAACUUAGACCACUGGAUUCAAAGUCCGGGGUGCUAACCAUUACACCACGGAACCUGCAAGGGUACAGACAGCGCCGGGCCCUGAAGUACAUCCUGUCAGAUUACAUUAGCGUUGAUAUAACUUCACUGAGGGUAAUUUCUCUACGCCUUCGGGCUGGGGAAAAGGUCCUAACUGUCAUUUGUGCGUACGUGCCAAACGGCAGUGCGGAGUACCCGGUCUUUUUGGAGUCCUGGUGACUCCGUCGUUCUACUGGGAGACUUCAACGUCCAUGUGGGCAAUGACAGUGUGACCUGGAGGGGCGUGAUUGGGAGAAACGGCCUCCCUGAUCUGAGCCCGGGCAGUGUGAUGUUAUUAGACUUCUGUGCGAACCACAGUUUGUCCAUAACUAACACCAUGUUCGAACAUAGGGAUGUCCAUAAGUGCACUUGGCACCAGGACACCCUUGGCUGCAGGUCUAUGAUCGACUUUGCAGUUGUGUCGUCAGACCUGCGUCCGCAUGUUCUGAUCAGGCGGGUGAAGAGAGGGGCUGAGCUGUCAACUGACCAGAUUAAGGUUCCUUACGCUCAGGAGGCACUGGUUGAAAUCCCACAGCUGGCAUUUUCCUGGUCAGCUCCAUUAUCCACGACUGGAAUGAUUUGGCAGCAAAAGACUGUCAGAUUGUACAAGACACCUGAACAUCUUGAGAAGAAGAUUAAGAGAGGUUUUGUUCUAAUGAGAAGGGUUUGUUUGUUGACAUUGUGACAUACAAAAGAGGAACUCCCCGUCGGGGAAUCGAACCCCGGUCUCCCGCGCGGCUGGCGGGGAUAGUUCAGCUGAAACGAGCUAAAUUUUCCCCAUUCAUUUCCAAUGAGAGAGAAAGGCCACUAUGAAUGUAAUAUACUUUUGUCCAUGAGUGGCGCUGUGGCCGCUUCUGCUACACCCACCCACCACAUCCAUCCUGAACUUCAGGUAGAAAUUAACUCUAUUAAGUGUCAUUAUUUCAUAUGUUAUUUGUGUUUCUCAGAGAUUGCUGCGCACCGUUCAGGGUUGCAGAGUCUUCUGCGGAGAAACACCUCAACUGGGAUGCAUGGCAAACAACUGACACAAUUGUUACUGAGGCCACAUCUGUGUGCCUCAGAAUAUCACCCGUUAUACGGCACCUUCGCACAGUUCCUGUCGGCUGCCUUCUCUGUGGUGGACCAGGAAGACCUGCAGAGGCUCCAGGAUGCAUACGUCUUCUGUGGCAUCCAGCCUGCAAAUCCCACCAAGCAGCAUAUCGUGAGCACUGCAGGAUAAAGAUUCCUCCGCCCGGGACGCUUAUUCAGAGAGUGGAAGGGGUGUUGAAGCACUUUCACCUGACCACAGAUCCGAAUGGCAUCCCUCUUUAUAAGCCCUCCAUGCUAAAGAGAUUGAGGAUCCAACGAGUCCACAUUCUGCGCGGUUGCCUCAGUGAUCCUGAGGUGGAAGGGGGCAUACUGUACCGCCGUGGAGGAACGAUACAGUUAAACCAGGUGCCAGGUGAGCGUGCAGCAGUCCCCGUCUGGAUCCCCAUCAGAGGCACGUCGCAGCAGGAGGGCUACCACUUUCACCAGGCCAAAUGGGUGACCGGCACGCAGGUCUCCCCAGAGCUGUUCCAGGCCCAGGCCAUGACAGGAGUGUGUCGCUGGAACUAUCAGCGUCUGCUGGACCUGAAACUGCCAGGCGUUUCUCUCCCGCCUGUUUUCAACCCUGCACUGAUAUGCUCCCUGAAUGCUGUUUCCAGACGGGUCUUUGGCGAAGAAAAGUACCCUGCUCUUCGUCUGGCAGCUGAAGACACCGGGGAGAGGUUUGGCCUGGAGUACAGGGAGCCAGAAUGUUGUCCGGUCCCUUUAGACUGGGACAAACAUAUAACCAAGAAGGACCCCGGCCACGCCACAAGUGCUCCUUCUCCAGGCAUCCUGCCUGAUCAGGGAGCAGACCCAGUGCAGCCUUCCUCCACACCUCCCACCAGGCUUUUCAGCUUUGUUCACCCUCUUCAAACUGCUACUGUGACUACGUCUAGUCGUGUGGCCCCUAUCCCAGCAUCUGACUUGGACAAUAAAGCUUCUGUUACUGAGCUUCAGCCACAGCCAGAGCCCACAAGAAGAUUACCCAUCCAAUGUUCUCCGACUGCUGCCCGCACUGGACCAGUGAAGACUGGAGGGAGAGUAUUUGUGUUGGACCACAAGCGCUGGCCGUCUCCAAAGAAGUCGGCAAUUGACGAGCUCCUUAAUAAACACCGCGGGCACGAGGACAUGAUCAAGCUUGUGGUUCGGGAGUAUGGCACUCUUGUCCAGCAAAGACCCCAACAGCAUGCUGCAUCCAACAUCAAAAUUGCAUAUUCCCAAAUACAUAAUACACAACAGUAAAUUUCUCAAUACAUCAUCUUCACUAAAUACCAGCCCAGAGAAGCUGCAACAUACACAGCAGCUUUGGCAGUUGCUAAGCACUACCUCUGCUGUGCCUGUCGUGACACUGCCUGCAGCUAUGGUCAUUCCACCAUCACCACCACCACCACCAUCACCACCACCACCACCACCUGCUCAUACCCCAUUGGAGCAGGAGCAACCACCUCCCGUGUCAAAAAAACUCAAACAAAAACAUGUCUGUGCUGUCGUCAACCAAAAUCAAAAUAUCAAGGGGAUGGGACAUCAAUACAUGACUUUUAUCAGCGGGGCCGUGUCAGAUACUUUUAUUGCCCCACAAAAGUUUUCCAAAAAUAUGGUGCAGAAGGUCUGACAAACCCAGUCAAACAAAAGUUCAGUCAAACAGACUUCUUCCAGCGAGAGCUCGAUGAUACAAGAAAGAGGGUGGAGGGGAAAAAAGCAGAAGAAGAGGAAGGGGGAGGAAUCUCCUCCACCCCCUGUCCGAAAGUGCCGGUUCUGCAGGAUGCAGCUAAAGCAGGAUCCGAACAGCCCCCACAUCCACACUGGCUUUCCAGGGCAAGCAGGGAAGUACAUCUACUGCCCUGCCAAAGUCUUCUCUAUCUAUAGAGAGAACGGGAUGGAAAGAGAGAUGAGCUGGAGGGGGUUCCAGGCCUCUCCUUUUUAUGAAAAGGAGAAACAACGGCAGCAAAAUAAAUGAACAUUUUUUUUAUUAUUCAUAGCUUGUGAUUAGUAUUCAUUUUUUAUUUCUGAGAGUGUUUUUGAGUGUGGCAUGGCAACCUGAUGAAUAAAUAUUCUUUGUUACAUUGCAUUGAUUUUGUGUUUUAUUUCAAGCACUGGUAUCAAUAUAAGCCUGAUAGGAAUAGUGUGUAAUCAUAUAGGGAUUAAUUGGAAAAAAUAUAUAUUGUGGAGAAGAAAAUGGUGACUUGACUGAUGCUUAGACGGGAUUCGGACACCUGACUUCAUUUCUCCAAAGUCUCUCUGCUUGUCUGACAUCUGUCUCGCAUCCUGAUUGGCUGGCAGCAAAUGUCAACAACACAAGCGCGGCACGCGCUUGGCAAGUGAGAAUUCUACCACUGAACCACCAAUGUCACGUGGGGACACACUGUAAGAGAACAAAAUUCAACUGUCAAGUGGAUGAGCCUCUGCAAAGUGGCGCUGAAUGACAAAACAUCACAAUGUCAUACUCUUUGGAUUCAAGCACCUUCUGGCGUAAUGGGAUCCACAACAAUCACGUCAG
Doryrhamphus excisus (bluestripe pipefish) is the source of this 4416-nucleotide messenger RNA. NCBI's taxonomy places the organism in Eukaryota, Metazoa, Chordata, Actinopteri, Syngnathiformes, Syngnathidae. The record is from RefSeq and is a predicted model, not a curated record.